AUAUUUUGUGUUGUGUUUCUUUAGCGCCACUCUUUUUAAACACUCAAAAAUUCGCAAACAUGUACUAUAAUGCAUGUAAAAGAUGACGUAAAGUACCUAAAAAUAGAUAUCAUAAAUUUAUUACUUUCGUUUUAUGAUUACCAGUUAAACGACUUUAUCUGAUUGAAUACUUAUAUUCCAUUUUUUUAGGUGAUUUGCUUAUUGUUACUAUUUUAACUACUGAUUACCUUAUUGGUUCAUUAGUUAAUUAAAUGGCUAAUUGUAAGUUAAAAGUUAUGAAGACAAAAGUUUGGAAACUGCAGAGAGGUUAGUUUGUAAAACAAAAAUGGAGAAAAACAAGCACAUUUAUAUAAUGCAAAUUUUAUUAGUUUGCGGCAUCACAUUUGGAUCACAAAAUUUGGACUUGAAUAAUAAACAUGUUUGGGCGGCAAGCAUUGCACGAAAUGUUCUUUACAUUUUAACAAUACAAGCACUGAGGGGGGUAUGUGUGGUGGGCUAUACAAUGUACCGUAAGAAUCAGGCGCUGGAUGCCAAAGUCCUGGACAGGAUGAACCGGCAUCAUGUCAUGAUGUUUCUUGCUUGUGUAGCUUUCCUCGUCCUCAGUGAACAGAACAUACUUGAUAGAAGCAUCUACUUGAUUGUAUUAGCAAGCCUCGUUACUGAUAUUCCGAAUAUAGUUAAAAAGAAAGACAACAAAAUAACAAUGAACUACGCAAUGGGGAUGGCCUGCAGCUACUUCGAGGGUUACCUAGUCCACGUGCUGCCCUCAGACGGAGCCUUUGGUUUCCUGGAGAACAUCAGGGCAUACGAGGAUAACCAGGGAGUGGUGUUCCCCGUGAAGAAACUCUUCAUUGUGGUCACCAAGUCCCUGUAUAGUCCACCAGCGCUCAAAGACUACAAUAAGUCGGAUAGAAAUGAUGUUGCUAGAAUUGAAGCUUGUAGUGCGUUAAGCACGAUCCAGAAAGACGUGGCCGGUGUAAAGGACCGCACAUACAAGAACACUGCCUACAAGAUCUACCGCCCCACCGGCCGACCCGUCUGCCUCUCUGUGGAGGGCGGGACUCCACUCGCCACUCUCUUUCGGGUGCUUAGGAACAGGGACCUUAGUGAAGAACUGAUAGGUCUGGACCGAGAGGAAGUAGUGAAGGACUUUCUGACAUCUCUGCGCAAAAUCAUUGACAAGAGCCCAGAGUGCAGGGGCAAGUGCGAGCUGAUCUAUUUUGAUGACACGGAUAGAAACCUAAACUUAGCGGAUGUGCUGUUGGACAGAAUUCGUGAAUUGGAGCCCAAUUUCGAAGAAAUUAUUGCUGAGAGGAGGUAGAAACUAUGUGCAUCAGUUCCAAGUUUUAUUGUAAUCAGUUUAAGGUGAUCUCACUCAUCAUUGUUAUUUUAUACUGUUGUCAAAAAAACAAGAUGUUUUUUAACUAUCAAAAUCAUUGAAAGAAGGUUAACGUUAACUUUCUUUAAUCAUUUUUAAUAUUUGACUUUGAAAGGUGAAAUCAGUGCUUAGAAUGCAAGACUGUUGCUUAUAUGAGUAAAAAUAAAUAGGUGUAAGUACAAACCAUACAAAAUGGUAGAAUUUUACUGCCAAGCUAAAACUUGUUGCAUAUUAAGUUUUGUACAAUCUGGGAGCUAAAGAAAAACAUAUUUUUAAUAUACAAACUUACAUAACUUUAAGUCAGUUUUAAAAACUGCUUAAAGUUAAGUAAUGAUAUUAAGUAAUGUUUAUAUUUAGAUUUAAGUUUAUAUUUUAAUUCAAAUGAUAGUGGCAUUGUGAGCCUAGUCAUUGACAUAGUUAUUUUUUUAAAGAUUAGUUUAGUAUAUGUUGUUGUUAAAACUAAUUGUUGUGUGGCAAAUUGUUUUACAAUAGAUAAGUCAUUGUGACGAUAUUAUUCUAAAAUUAAUUAUAAGAUCUGCUUGCAGGUUCUUAAAUAUAGGCCCUAAAUGAAACUUAAAAAUAAUUAUUUACAUUGUCUAUGGUUUUAAUAAUUAUUAUAAUUGAAAUUAAUUGAAAAUAUUCUUACUUAAUUACCUGAGUGCACUAGAAGAAGGGUUAUAAUUUUUUAUAAAUAAUAUUUUUGUUCCUGUUUUAAGUACCUAAGUACACGCAGUUAUAAAUGGAUGGUAUAGUAAAUAUUAUAGUGCAGUCCUGUAAAACCUUGUGAAACAACUGAAAGAGGUUUUUUGACUUGUAAAUUGGAGUUUGGUUUUUGAAACAUUUUAAUGCAUAGUUCAA
This is a messenger RNA of Helicoverpa zea (corn earworm), 2236 nucleotides long. RefSeq names its product stimulator of interferon genes protein homolog (gene Sting). Gene Ontology annotation, biological process: positive regulation of type I interferon production; positive regulation of macroautophagy; innate immune response. NCBI's taxonomy places the organism in Eukaryota, Metazoa, Arthropoda, Insecta, Lepidoptera, Noctuidae. The transcript has 8 exons. Gene Ontology annotation, cellular component: autophagosome; endoplasmic reticulum membrane. The record is from RefSeq and is a predicted model, not a curated record. Gene Ontology annotation, molecular function: 2',3'-cyclic GMP-AMP binding; cyclic-di-GMP binding. Bases 326 to 1321 code for a protein of 331 amino acids.